GGAGCAGCGCGGAUCCCGGCCACACGGUUCGGCCGCCGCCAUGGGCUCCACGCAGAGCGUCGAGAUCCCAGGCGGGGGUACGGAAGGCUACCACGUCCUGCGGGUACAAGAAAAUUCACCAGGACAUCGAGCUGGACUGGAGCCGUUCUUUGAUUUUAUUGUUUCUAUUAAUGGUUCAAGAUUAAAUAAAGACAAUGAUACACUUAAGGAUCUGCUGAAAGCAAACGUUGAAAAACCUGUGAAAAUGCUGAUCUACAGCAGCAAAACACUGGAGCUGAGAGAGACCUCAGUUACACCAAGUAACAUGUGGGGCGGCCAGGGCUUGCUGGGCGUGAGCAUUCGCUUCUGCAGCUUCGAUGGAGCUAACGAAAAUGUUUGGCACGUGAUGGAAGUGGAACCUAAUUCUCCUGCGGCCCUAGCAGGUCUCAGACCUCACAGUGAUUAUAUCAUCGGAGCAGAUACGAUCAUAAAUGAGUCCGAAGAUCUUUUCAGCCUUAUUGAAACCCAUGAAGCAAAACCAUUGAAACUUUAUGUAUACAACACAGACACGGAUAACUGUCGAGAAGUGAUAAUCACGCCGAAUUCUGCAUGGGGCGGAGAAGGCAGCCUAGGAUGCGGCAUUGGAUAUGGCUAUUUGCAUCGAAUACCCACCCGCCCAUUUGAAGAAGGAAAGAAAAUUUCUCUUCCGGGACAAAUGACUGGCACACCUAUUACUCCUCUUAAAGACGGGUUCACGGAGGUCCAGCUGUCCUCAGUUAACCCCCCACCUUUAUCACCACCAGGAACGACAGGCAUUGAGCAGAGCUUGGCUGGGCUUUCUAUUAGCUCAGCUCCUCCAGCCGUCAGUAGCGUUCUCAGCACAGGUGUACCAACAGUACCGUUACUGCCACCCCAGGUAAACCAGGCCCUUGCUUCUGUGUCGCCCAUAACCCCAGCUACGACGAUACCAGGUCUGAUGCCUUUACCAGCAGGACUGCCACCCCUGCCCGCCCUUCCCAACCUCAACCUCCCUGCGGCACACAUCAUGCCGGGUGUCGGCUUGCCAGACAUUGGGACCCCAGGUUUGCCAUCUCUUCCUUCCUUGCGGCCCCGAAACUUGCCCGGCCUUGCACCUCUUCCUAUGCCAGCCGAGUUCCUCUCGUCAUUCCCUUUGGUUCCAGAAGUCUCUUCGGUUGCAGGCUCAGGCGAGCUGCUGGCCUCCCUGCCCCUUCCCGGCAACCCGCCUUCUGAGCCCACUACGAUGACUGCCAAGGCAGACACCGCCUCCCCACCCACUGUGGAUGCCGGACCCCCGACUGCACAGGCCCCAGCUGAGGACAGAGCCAGCGAGUCGGCCCCAGCCACAGAGAAGCCCACACCUGCUGCUGGGGGUGCCAGUGCUUCUGAGUCCCCUUAACUGUGGCUCGUUCCCCGGGAGCGGGUCUGGAAGUGCAAACUGUCAUUAAUUUCAUACUGGUUUGUACAUCUCUGUAGGCAUCCUGUAAAUAGUCCUAAGGGGGGAACGCAGCAAGAGGCCAGGACUUGUUUCCUGCCGAGCUGGGCUGGGGAGGGAAGCCUGAGCAAGUGCUCCUGCUUUAAAACAACCAAAAAAUUAAAAUAAAAUGGUUAGGGUGGCUUGCUGCCAGGCUGCCUGCAUUGUGCUGUUCGGGGUGGGCAUCUAUGGAAACGACGGUGGCAGGGUGUCCUCUAAGGAUCCCUGUGUCCCCACUCCCCCGAAACACUCGAUGCCUCCGUCUCACGCAGAGCAAUUCUUGUACACUCAAUUGUUUGCAAGAUGCAAACCACCUCACUAAGUUCUGAACGGAAAAUCUAUUUUACUUUGAGUCACAUCUGUUGAGGUUUACAAGAAAGCUCCAACGAGAGAUGUGUGUUCAAGGCCCGCUGUGGGCACUAGUCAUUGAACAUCUUCUUAUCCUGCCUAGACAGAUCCUCAUUUUGCGCUCUCAAGGUUAUUCAGACCGCAUUUUGUAAUUGCUGCUGUUGCAUCACGAAGCUCCCAUCAAAAGCAUUUACAAAGAAACCACGAAAGCGUUGCCCAGUUUACUGGUGGGCAGCACUCCGGCUCCGUGGCGAGCUGGAGCUCUGGAAACUACCGCCUUGCACUGUCACGGGUGCCCUCGUCUCUGAUGUAGGAUGUGUGUUUUACGUUGGCUUUCUCCUCGGUUUCAUAGGAAGAAAUGAUUGAUCCAUUGAGAUUGAACAGUGUUUCCCCGUUUUGCAGAGAAGACGCAAGAGGUUCACUGGUCAUUGGCCCGGGACUCGGAUGAAAACACUCGUGUCCUCAGUGGUGGAGGACCGCCUCGCACUGGCCUGUGACCAUCCGCCAGCCCGGAGCCUCCAAAGGGAGGAGGCUUGGACCAGCCACUGUAGAAUUAAUUCCCCAGGGGCUUCACCAAGGUGGCGGGAAAACCUGGGACCCGUUCUGUUUCCACACCAGCUCUUUGAUGACUCUCACCGCCGUUUCUGGGGCCAGGUUUGUACUUAGAGCUCCGUGCUAAAAGAAGACUCGGUCUUUCAUUAAAGCUGCUUCCGUUGGCA
Molecule: messenger RNA, 2538 nt
Organism: Echinops telfairi (small Madagascar hedgehog)
Lineage: Eukaryota; Metazoa; Chordata; Mammalia; Afrosoricida; Tenrecidae
Gene: GORASP2
Product: golgi reassembly stacking protein 2
Exons: 10
Coding region: 41-1396 (451 amino acids)
Biological process (GO): Golgi organization
Cellular component (GO): Golgi apparatus
Molecular function (GO): protein binding
Source: RefSeq, a predicted model, not a curated record